Messenger RNA from Aspergillus ibericus CBS 121593, 1198 nucleotides. RefSeq lists its product as uncharacterized. The coding region runs from base 85 to 948 and encodes 287 amino acids. The transcript is spliced from 2 exons. Lineage: Eukaryota; Fungi; Ascomycota; Eurotiomycetes; Eurotiales; Aspergillaceae. The record is from RefSeq and is a predicted model, not a curated record.
GGCCAUCAGGCAUCUCAACCUCCUGUGCUGGUCCUUGAUCCCCGAACUAGACCGCCUGGCUGGUUCUCGCCGACAUUGUUUACCAUGUCUCUCUUCCGCAAUUGCAAGACUGCCACCGUGCAGCUCCGCGGCUUCGCCUCAUCCUCCUCUCUGCGGGUCGGCCCCGAGUCUCCCAACUUCAUCAACGUCCCUCGGACCGUUCAGCCCGAUCUUCCAUCGAAGCCCCGCGUCAAGGGUACCCUGCCCGUCCCCCGAGAACUCUUCCCGGCUCGCCGCAAGGACAAGCCGACGGAGGAGUACAUUGCUGCUGCGACACCUCUCCCGACCAAGGAGGUCAGCCUGGACCCCAAUGACCCCCAUGAAGAAUACAUCCAAUGGAAGAAACACAUGGCGGAGAUGAGACGCAAGAACCUCCGCGAAGGUCUCUUGGAACUGCACACCCGGAAGCAGCGGACGGACAAGGCGAUGAUGCAGCGGAGUUUGGAGAAGCAGAAGCGCCGGGAACGUAUCUUCCGCCAGCCUGAGAGAGAGGAUGAGCGGUUGACCCGUACUUCAGUCACCCAGGACAUGCUGCCCCAACAUACCCCCGUGCUGCCGGAUCCUGACCGUAAGGCCCGUCUGGCUCGCUCCAAGGAAAGGGUGGAGCACCAUCAGGCUAUGAAGGAAUUGGAGCGUCGAGACAACCUGCAUGAACUGUACAUGAACGCUCGGAACUUCAUUACCACCGAGGCCCAGCUUUUGGCUGAAAUCGAGAAGGUCUUCCCUGAGGGUGAGAACGCGGCCUGGCGCAGCGACCACCAGCAGGGCGAGAACAUCUGGAACUUGGGUCUGCCUCCGACUGUCCACUCUAUUCUCAACGAGUCCAGGAGGGGCGAGGCUUCUCGUUGGGAGCUUAUCCAAGACAGAGUCAAGAAGCUGGGAGAGGAGAUCACGGGUGGCAAGUUGUGAUGGUUGUACCUAUUUGGCAGGUUGUAUAUUACAUGUUUCUCCCAGUUCGAUCUUUCCUGUUCUCACGCAAUGUAAUUGGUUUGUACUAGCUUUAUUUGUUUUGUAUACCUAUGGUACUUGGACGAAUUGAUCAAUCUCAGUUGAAUAGCUCUAUGCUCAAAAUCAUGGUCAAGAACGCCAUCGCUAUGCCACAUAAUGUCCGAAACGCCGCGGCCAUUCUUUGAAAAUAAGAAACCCAGACCUCUAUUAG